Morone saxatilis (striped sea-bass) is the source of this 3790-nucleotide messenger RNA. RefSeq names its product cAMP-dependent protein kinase type I-alpha regulatory subunit. Bases 201 to 1355 code for a protein of 384 amino acids. The record is from RefSeq and is a predicted model, not a curated record. Gene Ontology annotation, molecular function: cAMP-dependent protein kinase regulator activity. Gene Ontology annotation, biological process: regulation of protein phosphorylation. Lineage: Eukaryota; Metazoa; Chordata; Actinopteri; Moronidae. Gene Ontology annotation, cellular component: cAMP-dependent protein kinase complex. The transcript is spliced from 12 exons.
ACGGCUGUUGAUUGGUUCCCAGCCGUAUCCGGUGGGGCAGCGGUCCAGGGCUCGGGAAAAAAAAUCGAAGAGAGAAGGAUCUGGUAACGGUACGCUUUGAGAAAUAUCACCCAUCCCGAGUCGCUAUCGAAGGGCUCGGCAGGAAUUCACAGUUUCUUUACAAAGGUUAGAGGUCACAGAGCAGGGUUACGGUUGUCGUCAUGGCAUCUGGAAGUACGAGCAGCGAGGAGGAGCGGAGCCUGAGGGAGUGUGAGCAGUACGUGCAGAAACACAACAUUCAACAGCUGCUGAAGGACUGCAUUGUCCAGCUGUGCACCUCCAGGCCAGACAGGCCCAUGGCCUUCCUCAGGGAGUACUUCGAGAGGCUGGAGAAGGAGGAGGCCAAGCAGAUUCAGAACCAGCAGAAGGCCAGCAGUUCCCGUUCAGACUCGCGUGAUGAGGAGGUGUCUCCACCCAUGAACCCCGUGGUAAAGGGUCGCCGGCGGAGAGGAGCCUUCAGCGCAGAGGUGUACACAGAAGAGGAUGCAGCCUCAUACGUCAGAAAGGUCAUUCCAAAAGACUACAAGACAAUGGCAGCCUUGGCCAAAGCUAUUGAAAAGAACGUGCUCUUCUCACACUUGGACGACAAUGAGAGGAGCGACAUAUUUGAUGCAAUGUUUCCAGUCACCUACAUCGCUGGCGAAACAGUUAUUCUGCAGGGUGACGAAGGUGACAAUUUCUAUGUUAUCGACCAAGGGGAGAUGGAUGUGUAUGUGAACAACGAAUGGGUGACCAGCAUUGGGGAAGGAGGCAGCUUCGGAGAGCUGGCCCUGAUAUACGGCACCCCAAGGGCGGCCACAGUUAGAGCCAAGACCAAUGUCAAGCUGUGGGGCAUCGACAGAGACAGCUAUAGGAGAAUACUUAUGGGAAGCACUUUGAGAAAGAGGAAGAUGUAUGAGGAAUUCCUCAGGAAAGUGUCCAUUUUAGAGUCUCUGGACAAAUGGGAGCGUCUGACAGUUGCUGAUGCCUUGGAGCCCGUCCAGUUUGAGGAUGGACAGAAGAUUGUAGUGCAGGGCGAGCCUGGAGAUGAAUUCUUCAUCAUCUUAGAGGGAGUUGGGUUCUUGCGUGCGGCUGUGUUGCAGCGUCGCUCAGAGAACGAGGAGUUUGUGGAAGUGGGGAGGUUAGGACCAUCUGACUACUUUGGUGAGAUCGCUCUGCUGAUGAACCGUCCCCGCGCUGCCACUGUGGUCGCCCGCGGCCCCCUGAAGUGCGUCAAGCUGGACCGGCCUCGCUUCGAGCGCGUCCUGGGUCCCUGUUCAGACAUUCUCAAACGUAACAUCCAACAGUACAACAGCUUCGUCUCGCUGUCUGUGUGAAGGGGCGUCUCUCUCCCCCACCCUUCCUCUCCCCUCCACCCUUUCCCUCUUUUUCUCCUUUUAGACCCAGGGUCCACCAAUGCAAUUUGCUUUUCGUCACUUUCUUCUUCUUCUUCUUCUUUCUGUUGCUUUUCUCCUUUCUUGUUUUUGUUUUACACAAAGAGAUCAUUUUGUUGUUACCACCCGUCACGCAGAGGUGACUUUCAGCCAUUCACCAGCGCUUGUACCAGCUGCUGUACGCUACCUUGUAGGCACAGUUACAUCACAUGUUACCUAUGUUAUAUAUGUAUUUGCUGGUUACGCUUUCUUUUUAGACUUAAACACAAAGCAGGAUUGUUGGGAGAUCUAAAAGACAUUAGGGUCUCAGACUGAUGAGACAGGACAAUCAACCUUUACAUGGCGCUUUUGGUGAAUUUGUAACAUAUAUAUAUAUGUUGUAGAUUGAAGUGAAGAGAGGACUGCUUCUUCCCCAUUAAAGAGUUUCCUUUUUGACACCAGUUAGCCUGAUUAGAUGUACAGCGUAGAGCAAAAUCCAGAAACUGUAGAAGGCAGGAAGAAAAAAAAGAUUGCAUCAAAUAUUGUCAGAUGUUUUUAGGUUCCAGCUGUAUGAUGGUUGUGCUCCAUUUGUUUUCGGUUACCUUUGAUCGGUGAGACAAUGACAAGUCUGUUGUGCUUCAUUUGAGAGAGCUUGUACAACUUAAAAGGUCUUUAUUUUAUUGUGCAGCUACCAGGCUAGUGCCAAAUGUUUAAUUAUUGUCACAACGCAAAGAUGCAUAGCCGUGGAAAUGCAGUGCGUGUUCUGUUCCCUGACUAUUUGGAGCUCCGAACAGGAAGUAGUUAUUACCCAUAAUGUCCUCUUUAAUCGGUAGAAUGACCAUACAAGAACUGCCUUGACUACUCUGAAGGAAAAAAAAAACAAAAAAAGAAAGGAAAAAAAAACAAGAGUAUUAAGUGUAUUUCAGUAUUCAAUUUUUUUAGUAUAUACCAAAUAACUUGGUCACUCUUCUGCUAUGGUUUGUAAUCAAAAUGUUAUCAUAGUAUAGUUAAAAUGAUCAUAGUUAUAUUAUUAUCAUUGAGUAAAUGAUAAAUGAUAUGGUUUGGAGUGAUGGUGAUCUUAAAAAAAAAAUACGUUUAACUGUCUUUUGUAAACACUUAUUUUUCCAUAAAUUCUAUUUUAGGUGUCCAGUGCCACAAAGUAAAUAAAUGCUUCUUCUUGUCAACUGACAAACAGUAUGUAAUUGUAUUGUGUAAAACGUCAUGGGUUAAAACUUUUUAAAAUAGAUCAAAUGGGUAAUUACAGGUUUAUUGAAGUGAAGUCUUGAAGAAAAAAAAAAAGAAGUGGUUUAUGGAUUUCAGGACAUCUGAAGUAUUUAUGUAUCACAGGUGAGCUGACAGGCAGAGUGAGCAGAUAUUUAUUUAAAACUAGUGUCAUUGCUUAUUGCCUAUUGAAAAGGUGGCUGUCUUUUCAUCAGAGUAGCUUGUGAUCUGUUCUCUAUGCUUACUUGGCAUGAUGUUUUUAGGCAUCCAGUGAUCCGGUAUGAAUGGAAGCGUGUAUUAAAAAGCGUGCCCUGCAGCUGCGUGCAGGGACUUUGUCAAAUAUUUGGUUUGUUACUCCCUAGCUUAACUGCUUCAUGACUAUUUAGAUGGCAUAAAAUGUUACGUCUGUCCUUUUUUCUUUUUUUGUUUGUUUUUUUUUUUUUUUAAAGAUCUUUACCAAAUCACACAAUGUUGACUUCUGGAUUAUAGGCUUAACUCUUCAUUCCUGCCUCACUGUCUGUUACCAGAACUGACAUAGAACCAGUCAUGUGUCUGUUUCUGUUGUCUCAUUCAGAGCUCUUGCUUAGAAUCGAGAUGUAUGUUUGUAUGUCCAAAAAAGAUUUGAUUUUGGUGCCGAUUGCAGGGUAGUCAGGUUAGUGAGAAAAAGGUUUUGUUAUUGGACAUGAGUGUAUUUUUCGUUAUUGUUAAAUUGAUCAUCUUCAUCUGUUCCCCUCCCCUCUAACCCUGAGGUUAUCCUCGUGGAUUUGGUUACAUGUGGAUUUGUUUCCAUUGACAACACAUCCUGUUUAUCCUCAUCUGCAGGAAAAUGACUCCGUUAGGGGCGAGGGUUUGACUCACCUUUUGUCAAAAUAUUGUUUUCAUGUAAAUAGUAUCAUUGGUUUUAGUCCAAAAUGUUUUUAACCACACUGCAAUCGUCCCGGUUUGCCUUAGCUUACCUAACCUGGGCUUACAGUAGUAGUCAGUCACUCCUGCUAGCCCGACCUUCAGUGAGUUUGUUUGGCCUGCGGCGCAGAGAGCUGCAGGCGAUCAGAGGACCAUUCUUUUUCUAUUCUACCCUGUAUUCAGUUUGACCUCCUGUAUGUGCAAAGAUGUUUAUCCUUUUGGUAUAGAUUGUUCCAGAUGGCAGUUUAAGCAAUAAAAAAGUAAAAAUGAUUCAG